Messenger RNA from Hibiscus syriacus, 2522 nucleotides. RefSeq names its product probable methyltransferase PMT8. NCBI's taxonomy places the organism in Eukaryota, Viridiplantae, Streptophyta, Magnoliopsida, Malvales, Malvaceae. Gene Ontology annotation, cellular component: cytoplasm; trans-Golgi network; endosome. The record is from RefSeq and is a predicted model, not a curated record. The transcript is spliced from 8 exons. Gene Ontology annotation, molecular function: methyltransferase activity. Bases 475 to 2307 code for a protein of 610 amino acids.
GUAUAAUAUUUUUUAUCAUGGAAUUUUUACUAUCAACAAGGAUCUGAAUUGUUAAGCAAGUUUAAUGCUUGCUUUUGAAAUUUAUUAUCGAACCUUCUGCAACACCCUGUUUUGAGCCAAUGGUUACGUAUUGGUGCUUUUCCCCAGAACAAUUAGGCAUCCUUUUUAGUCUUAUUAGGCGAAACGGCUAGCACAUGAGGUGUUUCAUGUAUAUUAUUAUUAUAUUUACCGUUUUGAGCUGGUUAGAUUUGAAGAUAGUAUAGAUUUGAUAAAGUUAUCUUUGGUGUUUCUUUUUGUGAACUUGAAGUAGUUUGUUUUGUUCAUUCUACUGAGUAGACUCCGAUGCUAGCAACAAAACAGAUUUACUUUGAAUAAAAAAUUUGACGUGAGAUAGACUAGCAUAAGGAGAUCUUCGUUGUGACAAUACAGAGCACAACUGAAAACAUUGGUGAAGAAUUGUAUUACUAAAGAAGGAUGAGGGGAAGAUCUGAUGGAAGCCAAAAGAAGCGAUUAGUCGCCUCUCUCUGUGUUGUGGCAAUCUUUCUUUGUUUUCUGUAUGUAUAUUAUGGAUCUUCAAGCCGUGGUGCUGCAGCUCUGGAAUAUGGUAGCAGAUCUUUGAGAAAACUGGGAUCAUCUUAUUUGGGUGGAGAUGAUGACACUGAUGACAAUCAAUAUGAAUCUUCAAUAAAAUUUGGACAGGACGUAGGAGCUCUAAAAACUUUCCCUGUUUGUGACGAUCGUCAUUCAGAAUUAAUUCCCUGCUUAGACAGGCAUUUGAUAUACCAAAUGAGAUUGAAACUGGACUUGUCUGUGAUGGAGCACUAUGAACGUCACUGCCCUCCUCCUGAAAGGAGAUACAAUUGCUUGAUUCCUCCUCCUCCAGGAUACAAGAUCCCAAUUAAGUGGCCUCAAAGCAGAGAUGAAGUAUGGAAGGAAAAUAUUCCCCAUACACACCUUGCACAUGAGAAGUCUGACCAGAACUGGAUGGUUGUAAAAGGUGAAAAGAUUGAAUUUCCAGGGGGAGGAACCCAUUUUCACUACGGAGCUGACAAAUAUAUUGCUUCAAUUGCAAAUAUGCUCAACUUUUCGCACAACAAUUUAAAUAAUGAAGGAAGGAUACGAACAGUUCUUGAUGUUGGUUGUGGUGUCGCAAGUUUUGGAGCAUAUCUUCUUUCUUCUGAUAUUAUAGCUAUGUCAUUAGCACCCAAUGAUGUGCAUCAAAACCAAAUCCAAUUUGCCCUGGAAAGAGGAAUUCCCGCAUAUCUUGGUGUUCUAGGGACCAAAAGACUCCCUUACCCAAGCAGAUCAUUCGAAUUUGCUCACUGUUCUCGCUGUAGGAUUGAUUGGCUUCAAAGGCAUGGGAUUCUUCUUCUUGAGCUAGACCGGUUACUUAGACCAGGAGGCUAUUUUGCCUAUUCAUCUCCAGAAGCCUAUGCCCAAGACGAAGAGGAUCUUCGCAUAUGGAGAGAGAUGAGUGCCCUUGUGGGACGAAUGUGUUGGCGAAUAGCUGCCAAGAGGAACCAAACUGUCAUUUGGCAAAAACCUCUAACAAAUGAUUGUUAUAUGGAAAGAGAACCUGGUACAAAACCUCCUCUCUGCCGCUCUGAUGUUGAUCCAGAUGCAGUUUGGGGUGUGCCAAUGGAAGCUUGUAUCACUCCUUAUUCUGACCAUGACCAAAAGGCCAAGGGGAGUGGAUUGGCUCCUUGGCCAGCCAGAUUGACAUCUCCUCCUCCCAGGCUUGCUGAUUUUGGUUAUUCAAGUGAAAUGUUUGAAAAAGACACGGAAAUUUGGCGUCAUCGGGUUGAGAGCUAUUGGGAUCUCUUGAGUCCAAAGGUUGAGGCUAACACACUGAGAAAUUUGAUGGACAUGAAUGCAAACUUGGGGUCAUUUGCAGCUGCUCUUAGAAGUAAGAAUGUUUGGGUGAUGAAUGUCGUCCCCGAGGAUGGACCAAACACACUUAAAGUGAUAUAUGACAGAGGCCUGAUCGGCACUACUCAUAACUGGUGUGAAGCCUUUUCCACAUAUCCUCGAACCUAUGAUUUACUCCAUGCUUGGACCGUCUUUUCUGAUAUCGAGAGGAAAGGCUGCAGUGGUGAAGAUUUGUUACUCGAGAUGGACCGCAUUCUCCGUCCCACUGGUUUUGUAAUCAUCCGGGACAAACAACCGGUGAUAGAUUUCAUUAAGAAGUAUUUAUCAGCUCUGCAUUGGGAAGCAACGGGCUCGGAUUCAGAUAAUGAAGGGGAUGUCGUGUUUAUCGUCCAAAAGAAAUUGUGGCUGACAAGUGAAAGCCUUAGGAAUUCUGAAUAGAAUUAUUGCAGCCAUUAUAGUUCCCCCCAUUUCCUUCUGCAGCUCCAAAGAGAUUAAGAAGGUCAGCCACUACUAAAAUGCAGUAAACAGCUUCAUUUUGUAGCAGUAAACGAUGGGUUCGCAUUAUUAUUCUUUUACUCUUUUCUUGUUAUCAAUUUACUCGACAAGCCAUAAAUUGGUCAUUGUGAUCUAUAGGCUAUUAUUCAAUUCCCCCC